Nymphaea colorata (pocket water lily) is the source of this 1584-nucleotide messenger RNA. RefSeq names its product cytokinin dehydrogenase 3-like. Gene Ontology annotation, biological process: cytokinin metabolic process. Gene Ontology annotation, molecular function: cytokinin dehydrogenase activity; FAD binding. The coding region runs from base 1 to 1584 and encodes 527 amino acids. The record is from RefSeq and is a predicted model, not a curated record. The transcript is spliced from 5 exons. Lineage: Eukaryota; Viridiplantae; Streptophyta; Magnoliopsida; Nymphaeales; Nymphaeaceae.
AUGUCUGUUACUGCUACCCUUUUGGAUCUGAUACCUGCAAGCCUUUCUGCUACCAUGGUUGGUCCUCACUAUUCAUGGCUUGGCCGUCUUCCCAGUGAGAUCUCAGAACACAUAACCAUGGAUCCAACGGCAAUUCUUGAUGCCUCCACUGACUUUGGCAGGCUCAGCCAAGCCCACCCUGCUGCUGUCCUGCUCCCUACCUCCAUUAAUGACAUUGCCAACCUCAUAAGACAUUCCUAUCAGUCUCAACACCCGUUUCCUGUAUCAGCAAAGGGCCAUGCACACUCCACUCAUGGGCAGGCUCAGGCACAGGAUGGCGUGGUCAUUGAAAUGAUGUCACUGAAGGGAUUUUACAACUUUGGGUGCUGUAGUGAUGCAGAAGGGAGCUGGUAUGUGGAUGUUGGCGGUGGCCAGCUGUGGAUAGAGGUGCUUCAUGAAACUAUCAAGGUGGGGCUCUCGCCGAUGUCAUGGACAGACUAUCUGUAUCUCACGGUUGGCGGGACACUCUCCAAUGGCGGAAUCAGCGGGCAAUCCUUCAUCCAUGGCCCUCAAAUCAGCAAUGUUUUGGAAAUGGACAUUGUAACUGGAAAAGGGGAGGUCUUGACAUGCUCAUCCAUGCACAACUCAGACUUAUUCUUUGCAGUUCUUGGUGGACUAGGCCAGUUUGGUAUCAUAACUAGGGCAAGAAUUGCUUUAGAGAAGGCUCCAGACAUGGUGAGGUGGGUGAGGAUGCUGUACUCUAAUUUCUAUGAAUUUACAAAGGACCAAGAGUAUCUUAUUUCUUUGAACGGAAAGGAAGGAUUCAAUUACCUUGAGGGUUUUGUGAAAAUGGCUGAUGAAAAUGGUGGUGGAGAUGGCAUUGGCAGUAGAAACUGGAAACUUCCCCCAUUUGCAUUCCCUGAAAAGGCAGGAGCUAAGAGCACCACACUCUACUGCUUAGAGGUGUGCAAGUACUGUGACAGUUCAAGUCAGGACCAUGUGGAUGAGGAUGUUGAAAGGCUGAUUAGUGAACUGCACUACAUGCCAGGGAUGUUGGCCAUGAAAGAUGUUUCAUAUGUGGAUUUCUUGAACAGGGUGCACCAGGACGAGCUCGAGCUCAGAUCAAAAGGGUUGUGGAAUGUUCCACACCCAUGGCUCUGUGUGUUUGUGCCGAGGUCCAGUAUCAUGGAGUUCCAUGAUGUGGUUUUUAAGGGAAUUCUCAGCCAGAAGAAAACGCCAGGGCCCAUUAUCAUAUACCCCAUGAACAAGAACAAGUGGGAUGAGAAGAUGUCUGCUGCAGUUCCAGCAGAGGAUGUGUUUUACUCGGUCAGUUUGCUCAGGUCUGCAGCGCAUGACUGGGAAGUGCAUGAGGAACAGAACAUGGAAAUACUGAGUGCAUGUGAGAAGAGAAAGAUGGGGUUGAAGGCGUACCUUCCCCAUUACAAAGAAGAGAGGGAGUGGAAGGAACACUUUGGAGAAAGGUGGGACACUUUGCUGGACAGGAAACUGAAGUUUGAUCCUACAGGCAUCUUGGCCACUGGUCAGAAGAUUUUCCGUUUCCCACUUGUAUCAUCAAACUCACCGCAUCAAACAGCUCUCAAAUAG